Solanum tuberosum (potato) is the source of this 8196-nucleotide messenger RNA. RefSeq names its product PH-interacting protein. The transcript has 24 exons. The coding region runs from base 2760 to 7766 and encodes 1668 amino acids. Gene Ontology annotation, molecular function: protein binding. NCBI's taxonomy places the organism in Eukaryota, Viridiplantae, Streptophyta, Magnoliopsida, Solanales, Solanaceae. The record is from RefSeq and is a predicted model, not a curated record. Gene Ontology annotation, biological process: regulation of transcription by RNA polymerase II; cytoskeleton organization; regulation of cell shape. Gene Ontology annotation, cellular component: nucleus.
AAAACUAUGUCUUUUUUUCCUUUUUCACUUUGCUAACAUUGGGUCUUUCAAUUCAUGCUUAUUUUCUUUAAUGGUGGAAAAAAAAAUUAAACUUGGGGAAGAAGAAAAGAGAUUUUCUAUACUUGAAAAGUUAUUAAGAAAACCCCACUUGACUGGGCUUUGAGUUUUGGUAGAUUUAUUAUUUAUGUUUAGAGGAUUCUUGAUGUUAUAUAUCACUAGGCAUGCAUGUCAUGUAUAGUCUAGUUACAGAAUGGCAUGUUAGUUUAUGAAUAAGUGUGAGAUUUAGAGAAUCUAUAGAGAAACCUAACUUGCCUUAAACGACAAAUUAUUGAUCAUGAAUUCAUAAUUGGAAUGAAAUGGGUCGACUAGUGGCAGAGCUAGGGAUUUUCAUUAAGGGGAUCCUAAAAUAUGAAUAAGUAAAGUCAAGGGGAUUCAAUGUCUACUAUAUCUGACAUAAAGUUAAUUUUUACCUUAUAUAGACAAUGUACUUUUUCAGCACAGGGGGUCGGAUAAACCCCUUCUGUCCCUAGCUCUGCCUGUGCAUAUAUAGUCAAUCAAUCUGCAUUGGAUAAGGACAUUGAUCAUUUAUCAAUUGGUCAUUUGAUUGAUUGCAUCACUUAUGUUGUUGCUGUAGUUAAAUUGUUAUCUUUUUUCUUGUGUCCUCCUCCUCAUCUUGUCAUUCACUUGGGAUACCUCACUUUGUUGAGGAAUUCUUUUGUAGGUUAUGGUAUUUGUAGUAUGAAUUUAUUGAGUUUAAACCGGGACUUGAUAUAUUUCUAGAAAAUAUCAAGCAGUUUCUUGAUGUGUUACAUUUUCAGAAGAUGAUUCUUUGUGGUUUAGUAAUUUAAAAAGGAAUUUAAUUUCUCUCCAUAAAACUUUGCUGAGGUUUAUUAAAUGCGUAAGAUGUUAAUGUUUGCAAAUCUUUUGGCUGUUAAUGGUUAUGGAAAAUAAGUAAAUAACCCUAGAUUAUGAUCCCAAGGCGGACACAGUGAGGGGAUUUGUAGUGGUACUGAUAUCCUUUGUCCAGUACUUAUAUGAAAUGUAUGAAAAGGAGAAAAAGGAAGGAUGUAAAAUAAAAUGCCAUGUCUGAUUGCUAUCCCAUCCCUUCCUCUUGGGUAAUUUUUAUGUUGUAAAACAUUUUACCAAAAUAGUCUUCUGUCCUGCUUUGUUCAGUCCAAUAAAGGUGUCAGAGCAAACGCUAAUUGUUGUUUGGCUCCUAAUGUCUGUACCAUUUGAAGUUUAAACAAGAACACUGCUAACAAUCUUAUUUUGACAGCAAAGUAGUGUAAUAAUUACCUCAACUUGCCUAAUUUCUAAGAAAUUAGUACCUUUUGGUGGAGCCAAAGUGUGUGGCAAGCACAUUCAACCUUGCCAUAUUAUCCCAGGGAAGAGAUCAGGUUCUUGCACGAAGUAUUAACGACACUUGGCAAAAGGAAACUUACAAUUUUAAUAAUGUCCUCUAGAAUUAGUAGUGAUCAAAUGUAUGGGAACAAUAGUUGCACAUAUUACUUUUACUUGUCCAUAAUGGACUUUGCACUCCCCUUAAGAAAUAUUUAAUGAAGUGCACAUUUAUCAUAAUACCCAAAUUAAGUCUCAAUGGACUUAGGAAAUAAUUUGGGGAAGAGUAGUUAAUGUUAAGGGUAAAAUAGAAAAAAAUACCGUUCUCUUGAAAUAAUCUUGUAUUUUUGCCUCCACUAAGAAUUGAACUUGAGACCUUAUGGUUCUCAACUCAGUUCAUUGACCACUAAAUCAUACCUUGACUGCUUUAGAGUCUAGUGAGUCAAUUUAUUCAUGAGUUACAGUAGGUUAAGUAACUGGAUUUGUGCGAAACCACCAUUAGAUGAUAAACAAUAAAGUCAAAAGGAAAAAUAAGAGGAAAAAGUUAUAAAAAGACUAGUAGAAAGUACAUAUCUCAUCAUAUUUUUGCACUUCAACUAUGGCGGAUCAAUUUUUUGUUUUUAUAUUGGUACUUUAACUAUGGUGGAUCAUUGAGCUCAAAUUAUUAGAAAAUGAUUAGGUUGUCCGUAUCAGCAUGCGGUGCUUUUCGAACGAAGUGUCUGUAAUAAGCUAUAUCACAAGCUCAUGUUUCUACAAUCUUAAUCUGUAUAUAUUUGAAUGAUGCUAUAAAUCUUCAUCAAAGUGCUUAUUUUUUUAUAAUUGAACAAAAGCGAGUCAUCAAUUGUUCUGUUUUUGUUGUGAUCUAUUUCUACCAAGUUACUGACUUCUUCUGUAAGAAGUCUUCAGGGGGGCUAAGGAUGUAAUAGAAGUGGUUAAUCUCGAGGAUAUAGUGGGUAUGAGGAGAGGUAGAGGUAGACAAAAAAGUACUGGGGAUAGGUGAUUAGACAAGACAUGAUACAACUUCUGCUUACCGAGGGCAUAACCUUAGAUAGGAGAGCGUGGAGGUCGCGGAUUAGGGUAGAAGGUUAGUAGGUAGUAGUGUAUUGUCUGUCGUAAUUCUAGCCUUUUCUUGUAGUGUGUCCCUUUUGGUUUCUAUCAUCAUUUGUGUUUAUUGUGUUUCAGUUAUCACACUAUUUUGUUGGUGUUACUGUGUUCCCUUGACUAAUAGCUAUAUUUUCUUCACUGUCGUUUUUAUUUUCCCUUUCAUACCUACUUUGAUUUGCUGUACUCAAGCCAAGGGUCCUCCAGAAACAACCUCUCUAUCUCCACAAGGUAGAGUUAAGUUUUUGAGAAUGUAGAUUCAUGGAUCUUGCUCUUUGAAGAGGAAUACUCAGUGUGGGGAGUUUAUUUGCUAACAAAGGAUGGAUUCAGGGAAGUGUACAUCUAGAAAUGGUGCUUCAUCAUCAAAUAUGGCACAUACAAGUUUCCUGAAUAGGGUAUACACAAAAUCUCUCUUCGAAGAAGAAGAGAGAUUUGCUGAACAUGCCACAAUAAAGGAUGUAAAUAUUGACCUCAGAGAAGUUUAUUUUCUGAUUAUGCAUUUUUUGUCAUCUGGGCCGUGCCGAAAAACGUUUGGAAUAUUCUGUGAUGAACUUUUGGAACAUGAGCUUCUGCCUAGGAGAUAUCAUGCUUGGUAUUCAAGAAAAGGUGUACUCAGUGGAGAUGAUGAUGACGAUGACAUUUCUUUCCCUCUAAAUUAUGAUGAUCUGAUGCUAAGGUAUCCUCAUGUUGAAAAAGAUCACUUGGUAAAGUUGUUUAAACAACUGCUGCUGAAUUCGGGUCCUCCUUUGCAAUGUGGUGGGGGAGAUGCUCCUGGUGCUGCUGAUGUCCCCACGCUACUUGGAUCUGGGCCUUUUUCUCUUUUGACUUGUGAGCGAAAUAGAGUCAAUAAGCAAGCACAAUCCCUUCCUUCAUACCUCCGUUGGCCACACAUGCCGGCUAAUCAGGUGCAUGGUCUAACUUUAAGAGAGAUUGGAGGAGGUUUCCCAAAACAUCAUCGUGCUCCAUCUAUCCGUCUUGCAAGUUAUGCUGUUGCAAAGCCGUCAACUAUGGUCCAAAAGAUGCAAAACAUAAAGAAACUAAGGGGACAUAGGGAUGCUGUUUAUUGUGCAAUAUUUGAUCGCUCAGGAAGAUAUGUGAUUACUGGUUCUGAUGAUCGCCUCGUCAAGGUUUGGUCAAUGGAAACUGGAUUAUGCCUGGCUAGUUGCCGAGGACAUGAAGGUGACAUCACUGAUUUAGCCGUCAGUUCAAACAAUGCUUUGGUGGCAUCUGCAUCAAAUGACUACAGCAUUCGAGUUUGGCGCUUGCCAGAUGGAUUACCUAUUUCAGUUUUGCGUGGUCACACUGGAGCUGUUACUGCCAUCGCAUUUACUCCAAAAACUAGCUCUGUGUAUCAGCUUCUAUCGUCAUCAGAUGAUGGAACUUGUCGCAUUUGGGAUGCUAGGUCUUCUCAAUGUGUUCCACGCGUUUACUCGCCAAGACCAAAGGAUAACGUUUCAGUGAGGAGCAGUGGUACCGCAGUAACCAACCUUCAGUCCUCAAGUAAUACAUCGCAUAGCCAUCAAAUUUUGUGUUGUGCAUACAAUGCCAAUGGAACUGUCUUUGUCACUGGCAGCUCUGAUACUUUAGCAAGGGUCUGGAGUGCUUGUAAAUUCUCCCCAGAUCACCCCGAGGAGCUAAAUCAUGAAAUAGAUACAUUAUCUGGUCACGAAAAUGAUGUCAACUAUGUACAGUUCAGUGGCUGUGCAGUUGCUUCACGAUCUUCAACUUCUGAUUCCAUUGUGGAGGACUGCAUUCCUAAAUUUAGGAAUUCUUGGUUUAGCCAUGACAACAUUGUCACUUGUUCCCGUGACGGAAGUGCAAUUAUUUGGACCCCAAAACCACGCAAGUCGUCCCAUGGAAAACAUGGACGUUCUUGGGGUAAGGCAUAUCAUCUUAAAGUUCCUCCGCCACCAAUGCCACCACAGCCUCCUCGAGGAGGGCCACGGCAGAGAUUUCGCCCUACUCCUCGCGGUGUUAACAUGAUAGUCUGGAGCCUGGAUAAUCGCUUUGUACUGGCUGCUAUCAUGGAUUGCCGAAUUUGUGUUUGGAAUGCUAGUGAUGGUAGCUUGGUGCACUCCUUGACUGGUCACGCACAGUCUACAUAUGUUCUGGAUGUUCAUCCUUUCAACCCCAGAAUCGCAAUGAGUGCUGGUUAUGAUGGGAAUACCAUCCUGUGGGAUAUAUGGGAGGGGAUCCCCAUCCGCACAUAUGAUAUAGGACGCUUUAAGUUGGUUGAUGGAAAGUUUUCACAGGAUGGAACAUCAAUUGUUCUUUCUGAUGAUGUUGGACAAAUAUAUUUAUUAAAUACAGGCCAAGGCGAGUCUCAAAAGGAUGCUAAAUAUGAUCAGUUCUUCCUUGGGGAUUACCGGCCCCUUAUCCAGGAUGCGCAGGGGAAUGUUAUUGAUCAGGAGACACAGUUAGCUCCAUAUCGGAGGAACAUGCAAGAUCUUCUUUGUGAUGCAAGUAUGCUUCCAUAUCCUGAACCAUAUCAGAGUACGUACCAGCGCCGCCGCCUAGGAGCUCUGGGUACCGAGUGGCGUCCUUCUUCAAUUAAAUUUUCUGUAGGCACAGACGGUGGUUUGGGUUUAGGAUACCAGGUUUUACCAGUGGCUGACUUGGACAUAAUAGCUGAACCACUGCCGGAGUUUGUGGAUACCCUUUUCUGGGAGCCAGAUAAUGUUAUUCUGAAUGAUGAGACUGAUUCAGAAUAUAAUAUGAAUGAAGAGCUUUCUGCUGAAGGAGAGCGUGAAUGUUUAAGAGACGGCUCUUCUAGUGGUUCAGUAUGUAGUGAAGAACAGAAGAUGAGACGGAGUCGGAAAGAUAGCCUACGCAGAUCAAAAAGGAAAAUAUCUGUAUCAGAAGUGGAAGUCGCAUCAUCUGGAAGGCGUCUUAGGAAGAAAGUUAAGGAUGAUGAUGUUGGCACUUCAUGUAGAAGUCUUAGAACUAGGAAAUCAAGAAAUGGGCAGAAAGCUACCACUAAAAGGAAGUCAUCUAAACCAAAGUCAUUCAGAUCUCACCGUGGAGCUGCACAUCCUGAAAUUGUAUAUCAGCAAUAUGACAUUUCUUCAGAUGAUGAAGAUGAAGCUAGCUCUGAGGAUGAUUCAUUGGAAACUGAAUCAUUAGAAUGUUGGUCAAGCGAUCAGAAUAUUGCAUCAGAUGACAAACUGACAAGCACACCGCGGAGCUAUCCAACAGGUGGAGCUAUCGAUGUGCCUCCUAAAUCCACUGAACCUCCGACAAACGGCGAGAACAAAAGGAGAUUAGUCCUGAAAUUGAAAAUCCGUGAUGCUAAUAAGCUUGAGCUAUCAAAAGACACUGCAGCUCAGUGUGGUGAUCAAGCUGAUAAGCCAUGUUCUUCUCAAGCUGGUGAAGAGAUAAUUGAAGAUAAUGUGGUUAACCUAAGGUUAAAGGAGCCAGGAUCAUCCUCUGCAGACAAGAUUGGCAUGAAGCUGUUUGGGAAAUACAGUAAAACUGAACAUAUGGUUAAUGACAAGGAACCCAAAGAUGUUUUAAAUGAGCAAGUCGAUAGAAAACCUUCUGCUGGUCCAGAUAUCCAAAAUCUGGCUCUGGCCGAUAAUUUAAUGGCUGAGGCUCAAACGAAUCUGGGACAAUCUGAAGCUAGCAGUUUGCUGGCUGGAAAUGGUCCUGGAGAUGUACUGUGUUUCUCAGGAGUUGCUAAAAGUUCUUCAUUAUUGCACUUGUCAUCAUCACCCAGUCAUCAGCUGCAGCAAAUAGGUGUUGGUCCUGGUGCAAACAAGUUGACUACCACCGAUGACAAUCCUGAAGUAAACCUCAAACCUAGAGUGAAGCCAACCAUAAUAAAGAUAAAAUCAAAGAAAAUGUCCAGGGAGUCUCAAACUCAUUCUGAGUUUAAUCCUCCUACAGAUGCUUAUUGUGGAGAUGAAUCAACAUCUAAAAUCUUUUCCCAUUUGGAACAAAACCAAGUUCCAGAAACAGGUAAUGGCCCUGAUAGAUUCAGUCAGAAUUUGCAUUGGGGUGUACUGAUGGAUGAUUCUGUUGGCAGAAACAAGUCUCAUGGAUCUAGAAGCGGUUUACGUAGCAGUCAUGAUAUUUGUGAAAGUGCUUCUAAUGCUUGUAAUGAUCAUAACGAAACAGGUUCUGAAUUCCCUCAUGCCGCAACUGAUGCAGCACGUAGAAAGAGAUCCUUAAGAUUUACUGCAAUGUCAAGAGACGCAGCAUUCGGGAAAGAUGACCUAAAAAUAAGAGAGAGCCAUGUAGCUGUAGGUUCAUCAAGAAACACCGAAAAGCUAACCAAGAAGGCUACUGGUUCUCCGCCAUUAGGAUGGACUUCAAGUAAUGUGUUCAAGUGCCGGUCAUCUAGAAACACUAAAGAGGGUUCUUCCAGGGAUGAAAAUGUUUUUUCAUCUGGAAUGAGCUCGAAUGAGGCAGUGAAAAAACUGAAUUGGUUGCUAUUGUCAGAGCGUGAAGAGGGUUACCGCUACAUUCCUCAGCUAGGUGAUGAAGUAGUGUACUUCCGACAGGGGCAUCAAGAAUAUAUAGAAUAUAGUGAUUCAUCAGAGCCUGGUCCUUGGACAAAGAAUGCAGCUGCAGUCCAAGCUGUGGAAAUUUGCUUGGUAAAACAUCUUUCAUAUGCAACUCUUCCUGGCUCUGGUGAGAGCUGCUGUAAAGUUACACUUCAAUUCAUAGAUUCCUCUUCCCCUGUCUCUGGACAGAAGUUUAAGCUUACACUUCCCGAACUAGUCAACUUCCCUGACUUUCUAAUUGAGAGACCAAGGUAUGAGACUGCAAUGGAGAGAAAUUGGUCGUAUGGAGAUAAGUGUCUGGUUUGGUGGAAGGAUGAGAGUGAGCAAGGUGGUAAGUGGUGGGUAGGUGAGGUAGUUUCAGUGAAAGCCAAGUCUGACCAGUUUCCUGACAGUCCAUGGGAAAGAUGUGGUAUCCUAUACGAAGGUGAAGUAGAACCCCAUCCUCAGAGUCCCUGGGAACUACAUGAUGUAGAUAGUUCAUGGGAGCAACCUCAACUUGACUUGGAAAGCAAAAAUAGAGUGUUGUCAUCUGUCACUGAACUACUGCAGUCAGCAAGCAGAAAUCAGGAUAACUUUGGGAUUCUAAAAUUGAAACAUGUUGCUGUGAAACUGGACUUCAUGAAUAGGUUCCCUGUUCCUCUAUCACCUGAAAUAAUCCGGUUAAGGUUAGAGAACAACUAUUAUAGAAGCUUGAAAGCAAUGAAGCAUGAUUUCUCUGUGAUGAUAGCAAAUGGUGAGGCUUACUUUGCCAAAAACAGAGAGCUUUCACUGAAAAUGAAGUGUCUUUCAGAUUGGUUUACCAAGAAAUUAUCAAAUUUAUGAGGGCAUGCUUCUCCUUAGCUUAUUAGUUUUCUUUCCUUCUUCCAACUGCCUGGCGGAUCCAAUUUUGUGGAAUGGAUCUUCAGUGCUUGUGCUCUGGAAAUGGUUGGUCUCUGAGUCUAGAGUUGUCUGUUGUAUUAUUUUGGGGGGUUUGGAGUACAGUUUACACCAAGUAGAAAUACCCUGUGGAGAUACAGAGAGGGGGCAUUCUUUUUUUUUUUUUUUUUUUUGCAUGUUUCUUCCCGAGAAUGUUACUCAGAAAACAGGAUUAUUUGGUUUACUUUUACUAUACUUUGAGAUUCAGUCAGUCCUUUGUUGUUUCGAUUCGAAUAGCCAAACUUCCUGAAUGAAAAUUGAAUGUAAGCACAGCUUAAUCCAUUACAUACAAGCCCAGCAACAAGAGAAAAUAAUGCUUGUAUUAGUUCUGGUAUUA